Messenger RNA from Camellia sinensis, 3106 nucleotides. Its product is annotated as E3 ubiquitin-protein ligase MBR2. Gene Ontology annotation, molecular function: ubiquitin protein ligase activity. NCBI's taxonomy places the organism in Eukaryota, Viridiplantae, Streptophyta, Magnoliopsida, Ericales, Theaceae. The record is from RefSeq and is a predicted model, not a curated record.
UGGGGGUGGGUUCGGCGCACAUCGGAAGAUGGGUUUUAAUUCUAGAGAGAGAAAGUGAGAGAGAGAGAGAGGGAAGAAAAAGAAGAAGAGGAAAGACGGAGACAAGAGCCAUUUGGUGAGCGGCCCAACAGGACAGACACCCUUUGGCUUUCUUUGUUGUUUGUUUAUUCAAUUCUCUGUUUGGACGAAAAGAAACUACUGUGAGCCUCUCCCUCUUUCUAGGUUAUUUCGUAAAUUAAAGAUUACUGUCCUCUUUAAUCCACCACCCAACACACAUUUCUCAUUCUCAUCUCAUCUCAUCUCAUCUUUCCUUGCAAACCCCCCUAGCCUCUCUCUCUUCUUCUUCUCUCUCUCCAUUUGCUCAGUCAGUUUUGCCGUCUCCCAAUCUCUCUCUCUCUCUCCUUUUCUCUAGAGAGAGAAAGAAACAACAAAAGGAUCAUUUCUCAAAGCUUUGGUUUUUCAGGUCUUGACCGCAGAUCCACCGCCUUAUCUGCUCUCAUCAGGCUCGUACCUUUUCUCUCGAUUUCUCCACCGAUCUUUGAUCGUCUGCUGUGUACUGUAAGGAUUUUUAAUCGGAGUUCAUCAUAGUCGUAAUGAAAGGGCAGAGGAGUGCUGUAGGUUCCUUGCCUGAAACCUUAGGGUUUGAUCAUGGAUCUACAUCAAGUGAUGCAGGUAUAGAUCAGCAGAUUUGCUGGAAUAAUAUGCGGAAUUCUGCGCAUAACAUGUUACCAGACUACUUGGCAUCAACCAGUCACCCUGGUAAUACUUAUCUGAACAUGAAUCAAGGAGGACCGAAUUUAAGUGGAUGGAAUGUAGGUGAACCGAGUUCUAGUGGCAUACAGAACCAUGUCAGUCAUGAUGAACGGAAAACAGAAUAUGGUUGGUCAUCAUCAUCUAUGGUUCCUUGUGGUGGAGGUGGUCCUGUGUCAGAAGAACAGCAAUAUGAACCAGCUAAUACUCUUUCACUAAACAAUGUUAAUGUAAACCAUAGUAGCAGUCAGCUAUCAAAUGUGCCUUUGUUUGUGCAAAGUUCCAGUAAUGCUAUUCCUCAGGAUCUUAACAUGAAUGCAGGAUUUGUUGGACAUGGUGGCGAUGACUGUCUAGUUAUGGACUGUUCUAAUGCAUACAAGUCUGAUGUAUCAGAGACUACUCGAAUCCCAUCUGCUAGUAGUUCUUCCAAUCCUUUUGGGUUGCCUUCUGGAAGUGGUGGAUAUUUGGUGGAAGAAAAUGAUGGAAGGCCAGGCUGUCCAUUGGAGGGUCGGCGCUUAUCCUGUAAAAGAAAGGCUCUUGAAGUAAAUACUGGGCAAUCUUCUAUGAGUGGAAGUUCGAGCUACUUUCAGCCAGUGGACAGUAAUGUUUGGCAUGCCAUCCCUGGUCAGUACAAUGCUGGAAGCAGCUUAAGUGUAUCUAACCCAUCAGAAAACCUUCUUCAUGUUGGUCCUUCCGAACAGGUGAGUUCGAGACUUGGACUGGGUGCUGGAGGAGCUACUUCUGAAAGUCCCCUCAAUUUGAAUGUUGCAGGAAAUGCAGAAAGUUCUCACAGAAAUUACCGUGUGAGGAUAAAUCCUUCACGCCAACAAGAUUCUGGUCACUUAUUUUCAACAAGGAGCUCUGUCAGGCAUUCUAAUGUUUCAUCACAGCAGCAAUCGUCAAGACUUCUUCCCCACAAUAAUUCUGUGGACAUGAGGUCACCCUCUGUAACAGACAAUACAAGUUCUCAAAGACAAUCCAAUGUCGUGCACGUUCCUGCUUUGCGCCGAACUCCACAUUCAUCUAGAUGGAAUGGAGCUUCUAGCUCUAGAGCUGGCCAUUCAUCAAGUUCUGGAGAGAGAGCUGCUAUGCUAAAUGAGGAAUCUGACUCAAUUACCAUGCCAAGAAACAUUUCAGAACAUCCUAUGUUUGUACCUGCAAAUGACAUGAGAAAUCCUGCUCAGAAUUCAACUAAUUGGAGUUUAACAGGUGGAAAUAUAAGUGUUGCUGGAAAUGUUGCUUCUACUUCUCGGGCCGGUUCGAGUUCAGGUGUCCCGCCAUUAUCUGGUCCUAAUUGGGUUCCUCAUCGCAACCCUCCACGGUAUCCACGAAGAUUAUCUGAGUUUGUUCGCCGAUCAUUGCUAUCUUCUGCUGGUUCCGAGUCUGGAGGCCAAAGCAGUAGUAAUUCUCCAAUACCCCCGGGCCCUUCCGCACAAGAAAUGCCACUUCCGUCUGCAGCUGGUAACCAAGGGCAUCAUCUGCCACACUCAAGGUCGGGGAUAUUGUUGGAGAGACAACUUGAUGGUGCUUUUGGAAUUCCCUACUCGUUACGAACUUUGGCUGCUGCUAGUGAAGGAAGAAGCAGGCUUGUAUCUGAGAUUCGUAAUGUCUUGGAUCUCAUGCGUAGGGGUGAGGGCUUGCGAUUUGAGGAUGUUAUGAUCCUUGAUCAGUCUGUCUUUUUUGGGAUGGCCGAUAUUCAUGAUCGGCACAGGGAUAUGCGGCUUGAUGUUGACAACAUGUCUUAUGAGGAGUUGUUAGCACUGGAAGAGCGCAUUGGAAAUGUGAAUACAGGUUUGACUGAAGAAACCAUUUUGAAUCGUCUGAAGCAGCGGAAGCACUUUUCUAUCGCAAUGGGUGCUCAGCUGGAAGUGGAACCAUGCUGUAUAUGUCGGGAGGAAUACAACGAUGGAGAAGAUAUUGGAACACUGGAGUGUGGGCAUGAAUUCCACUCUAAUUGCAUCAAGCAAUGGCUGAUGCAGAAGAAUUUGUGCCCCAUUUGUAAGACAACUGGCCUCAGUAAAUAAGACCCGGUUAUCCGAGGUGAUUGCUUCAUCGAUGGAUUAGUCAGAGGAGAUGGGUUGUGAAAAUGUGUCAUUCUGCCAAUUGCAGUUUCAUUGGAUUCACUUGGUGGAUAUCUUAGUCGCCAUAGCACUUUUGCUUGCAACUGUUGAAAGAUUCAUCUGUAUUUCACAUUUAAAUUUAUGUUGAUCUCUCUGUGGAGAGUUAGGAUGAUUCAAAGAGAAAAAAAAAGAAGAAAAAAACCUAGUUUUUCAUUUUUGGUUUACUUGAGAUUAUAAAGUUUAUUGAUUGGCAUUCUUAAGUUUUUAUCCUCUAAUUAUGAUUUCAUUUGGAUAUU